AUGUCAGGCAAGCUGUACGUGCUCAUCAGCUGGCCCGAUGGCAGCCGGGUCAUCAGCAUGGAGAACAUCAAGGAGCCCCGCAAGCCCUUCCACCUCUACACCGUGGGGGAGCAGGUGCUGGCCCGCUGCCCUGGCUUCAGUGGGCUCUACUGGGGUGUGGUGGAAGGCAUCAGUGAGCAUAAAGGUAUUUUGGAGAAGAAGCUGCUGGAAGAUCGACAGCUCCUGGAGAAGUUAAAAGAAGAACCAGCUGUCCACAGCAUGAUGCCAUCCCCACCAAAAAAAUCCAGGAAAACCUUUCCAAAAUGGACCCCAGGGAAUGCAUCCAGGAAACACCCCAGUGACAGGACCUAUCCUGCAAAGCCACUGCUGAGGGUGGCUGAGGCCAGCCUGCCCCACAAUGCCAGCAGCUCCUCCGUCCUCAAGGACAGGCGUGUCCUGGGAAGCGUGGCAGGGAGCCCCCGCUCGCUGGCAGCUCCCCCCCACCCAGCCAGUGCCUUCACACCUCCAGCCACCUUCAUCACCAUGGCCAUGCCAGGGCCAGGGACUUCCCAGAGUGAAGAGGACAGGGCUGGUCCAGCUGCCAGAGAUUAUGUUGCCCUUCCAAUGAAGAGGAAGUCAGAUGGCAUCUUGUCCUCGUGCCAGCAGCAGAUCUGUCUGAGCAGCCGUGAGGAGCGAAAGAUUGAUGCUUUGCAAGAGAUGGAUGGCUUUGAGAGGGCUCACAAAAAUUUCAGUCCUGGUGAGAUGGAAAGGGUGGAGAAGACGGAGCAGCUGGAAAGGAUGGUGUUGGACCUCCAACAGGACGUCCUCUCUCUGAAGAAGAAGGUGCAGAGGUUGGAAUCCCUGUCCUUCCAGGAGGAGCCCCACCGACAGCCAUGUGAGGUGGUGGAGCUCUUCAACGGCUACACCAAGGAGCAGCUGAAAGAGACCAUCAGGUUUGACCAGAAAAUCAGCACAGCCUGCAAGACUCUGCUCUACAAGCUCUUCACCUCUGACUACAUCCAGAGCCACUCCAUCACGGGGCGCAGGGGCAACACCUUCCGCGAGGCGAAGCCCAUGAUGGACGAACGCUGCAUCAAAAUCAUCAGGGUGCUGCUGAAGCAGAAGUUUGGGGAUCACCUCAGUGACACUGUGAUCACAGAGAAGAUCCAGAACGUGCAGAAAGCCCUGAGGCAGAAGUUUAAGACAGAGUGUCUCUGAGUUCUGGGGGAUUUGGUGUCUCCUCCUGCCAUUUCUGUGUGUGCCCCUGAGCAGCUUUCCCAGGAGAGAUGAGCUGAGCAGCUGCUGCUCAGUAGAUUUCCCCCAGGGAGCCAGCCCAAGUGAACCAUGUGCUAAACACAGCUCAAACACUGCCAAACCUCUGCUUCCAUUAGCUGAGCAGGAAUUGGGCCCAGCUUGGCUCAGUUUUUGCACUCUACAAAUUCCUUCCCAUCCAGUCUGUGUGCGAACCUCACUGUGGGUGCAUGGAAUCACCUCUGUGACUCUGAUGAUGCGCUCAAAGGCUUCAGGGCUCCAUUUGGGUCCAAGAAUGGGUCAGGAAGGUAGCCCUGUUCCACACUGCAGAAAGGUUGGCUUUGGGGUAGGGAAUCCAGCUGCAAACAGGCUGUGUCACCCAAUGCACCUUCUCUCUGUCUGCCUCUGGUUGCUCGUUCUGCCUGUGGGACAAUAUUUACUCUUUCCUCACAGUGAAUGUUUUAUUUCCAGCACUAACAGAAAGGCAGGCUCAUUAAAACGACAUCUUAAAACAUUCAGAAAAAGAUAACUUGAUUUUUUUCCUGUUUAUUUUAAUGUAGCUGUAUGGCGGAGUUGUCUUCCCUAACAAAACCCUGCUGAACAAGAGAAGGGGUCACCCAUGGAAGUUACAUUAAUUUUUCUUUCAAGAACAGAUUAUUUCCACACAGGAGAAAUCCCAAACAUUUUUAUGACACAGGAGUGAGGGAUGGAGGACAAAAUAUGGCCCAACUUUGCUUUGAAGGCAUACAUCUUGUGGACAGUCACUAUUAUUGAAAUACAGUAUUUUUAUCCUAGAUAAGAAAUGCCAAGUACAAUCAGUCCCUUUGCUGAGGGACUACAGAGAAGGUCUAGAAAGACACAUCUUUUCCUAAAUAAUUCAGAACUGGAGUGUGGGUGGGUUAAAAUUGUUCUAAGUGUAAAAAAGAAUGAGAUGCUGACACCAGUCCAGCACUUAACAGAAGUGCUGCAAAAUACCAAACAUUUCCUUUUACAGAGGCUUCUCAGACAGGGAAUUGGUUUUCUCAGCUUAAUUUUUAAAUUAUUCAGGAAGAGAAAUGCCAGUGGGUUUGCAUUAAUCAAAACAUUUGGUUUAAUUUAUAUGUUUUGUUGUGUUUUCAACUAUUUAAUUUCUUCACAGUUACAUGAGAAAUAAUAAUGCAAAAUAAAUGUAUUGGAGAAACAAGGA
Messenger RNA from Agelaius phoeniceus (red-winged blackbird), 2416 nucleotides. RefSeq lists its product as uncharacterized. The record is from RefSeq and is a predicted model, not a curated record. Gene Ontology annotation, molecular function: DNA binding. Lineage: Eukaryota; Metazoa; Chordata; Aves; Passeriformes; Icteridae.